GGGUGGAAGAGGAGCACAUAGCUUCUUGACGGUCGACAAGAACAACGUAUCUUCCGCUGCUUAGUGAGGAGAAGCGCGUUGGUCAUGUAUUCCCGACAGCAAAUGAUGUAUGCUGUAAUCCUGACACUACUCGGGUUGUCUAACAAUGCAGUGACUGCCCAGGAAACGGGAGACAUCAUGUCACUGGAUUAUUACCGUAGUAACGGGAUUUUAAAACUAAUCAUUCAAGCUUACACGGAAGAUCUUAUCCGAGAUUUUCAACAACAAGCUACUAGUCACCUUUCUUCUCUACAAAUGGCGCUGAUGAAGGAGCGAUUAACUGGGCUUUAUGAUUAUAUUGCUGAACACCCAGCCCUUCAUCAGCACCGACUGUGGGUGGGAAAGAAAAAACCCAACUUUAUUCCAAACAGGAGUUUUCCUGGAUAUAAUGAAGAGGAGUUCGGCCAACCGGAAAAGGAAAAUUCAAUAAACCGACAGUUCAAGAGAUCCUCCACCUAUCCAUCAGAAGAAACUUGCGGCACUGAGACCACUUGGUUACAGAUUAACCUUACCACCGACGUGUACAACAAACCUGUGGAAGUCAUUCAACAGGAAGAUCUUGGCCAGUAUAUUUUCACCUUCAGGUGUUUGACUGCACAUAGUCCUUGCCGUGGGAUAUCGCCAUUGUAUGAAAGCGAGUGUAUAGAAAGACUUGGAUGGAUGUACAUGUAUUACCGGCGACGAGGUAUUCCAAAUGAAGGACCACAGUGGGGACCAGUGGCUGUCCCACAUCACUGCACGUGCAAAAUAACCCCAAAAUUCUUUCCUAAUUUUUAAAAACUCGACUAGUAGAUAGUCAGAACCAAUGGUCGUAAUAUAAGCGUGAGUGUUGUGGUGACUCAUCUCUGAUAUGUCUACUCAGAAUCCUGCUGUCUGUUUGUUUCCAAUGAUAAGCACCAGUAGACAUUGUGAGAAAUAUUUUACAGAGACAGUCAAGAAUUACGUAUAUAUAUAUGUGUGUGUGUGUGUUAUAUAAAGUAAACAUACAUUUCCCUUUCUGAUAUUCAUUUUCUAUUUUAAAUUGUUUAAUAUUUAGUGUAAAACAAUAUUAGUAGAUGGCAGCACUAAACAAUAUCUUGUUAUUGAUGAACCCUGUCAAUUUAUAAAAGGAAAAUAAAAAAUAACGGAACUCAAUAAUAUAGUAAUAAGAAAACAAUAUAAAAAUAUUCUGAGCAAUAGUUAUUAAAAAUCCUUGUAUUUCAUGCCUAUCAAGUUGUUUACGUUUAACCUGAAUUUUAAUUUGAAAAAUACAUGUUUUG
Molecule: messenger RNA, 1298 nt
Organism: Limulus polyphemus (Atlantic horseshoe crab)
Lineage: Eukaryota; Metazoa; Arthropoda; Merostomata; Xiphosura; Limulidae
Exons: 5
Coding region: 85-816 (243 amino acids)
Source: RefSeq, a predicted model, not a curated record